Trifolium pratense (red clover) is the source of this 1107-nucleotide messenger RNA. RefSeq lists its product as uncharacterized. Lineage: Eukaryota; Viridiplantae; Streptophyta; Magnoliopsida; Fabales; Fabaceae. Gene Ontology annotation, cellular component: cytoplasm. The coding region runs from base 37 to 1092 and encodes 351 amino acids. Gene Ontology annotation, biological process: rRNA base methylation. The record is from RefSeq and is a predicted model, not a curated record. Gene Ontology annotation, molecular function: rRNA (uridine-N3-)-methyltransferase activity. The transcript is spliced from 5 exons.
CUAUCUUUGGCAAAUGCAUUUGGUUCUGCUUCCAACAUGGUAGCAACUUCUCGUGAUUCCAAAGGGUUAUUGAUAAUGAAAUACUCAAGAGCUUUUGCAAUUUUGGAAGAACUAGAGACACUUGGUUGCAGCAUUGUACAUGAAGUUGAUGCAUAUAGUGUCCACAAGCACCCAAUGUUACAAAAUAAAGCUUUUGAUCGUAUAGUCUACAAUUUCCCUCAUGCUGGAUUUGAUUUGGCUGAGAAUAAUUUGAACCAAAUUGGGAUUGAUUCCAAAAUGGAAGAAAGAUGGAUAAAACAUUAUAGUAGCUGCCACAAGAUAUUGCUGGUUGGAGAGGGAGAUUUCUCUUUUGCACUCUCUUUGGCAAGGGCAUUUUGCUCGGCUUCCAACAUAGUUGCAACUUCUUUUGAUUCGAAAGUGUCAUUGCAGGUGAAGUACUCAAGAGCUACAAUAAAUCAGAUAGAACUAAAGAGGUUCGGUUGCACCAUUUUGCAUGAAGUGGAUGCCCUUACCAUGGACCAACACCCGUUGUUGCUAGGGAAAAUAUUCGAUCGCAUAGUCUUUAAUUUUCCUCAGGAUAUAGGAUUUGCUUUUCACAAAAUUCAGAAUCACCAGAAGUUGGUGUUGGGUUUUCUACAGAAUGCAAGGAAGAUGCUAAGUCGCGACGGGGAAGUUCAUGUGACACUAAACUGUACCCAUCCUUUUAAUAAAUGGGAAGUAGUGAAAUUGGCAAAGAAAGCUGGUUUGGUAUUGGUUAAGAAGGUGCCAUUUAAAAUGCAAGAAUAUCCAUGUUACACUAAUAGAAGAGGAUCUGGACUCAAUUGGGAUGGAAAGUUUGAUGUUGGUUAUUAUUGUAGCACCUUCAAGUUCUCGAAAGCAAAAAAUGUUCAAUCUUUUGUGGCAAUAUCAGAAAUAUCAGUAGACCCAAAUUCACUGCAGUUAAAAGAUACAAGUGAAUGUGAAUUGAAGUUGUCGAGUAAAAAUCAGACGGUUCGCGUUUCAACUUCAACAAAUUUGAUUGAAACCACUAUUUAUUCUCCGAUCAACACCACAACAAAUUCAAAUUUAAUCUCAAUGUGCACAAUUUUAUGAAGAAGCAAAGAAUGC